AUGAAGUUCGCGUGGUUGCUCGCUGCCCUUUCUGCUACGGUGCUGGCAGCGCCCGAAAAGCGCGACGACGAUGCUGCUCCGACGACGACUGAUUCGGCCGAUGCCGUCAAUUGGUCUUCGCUUGGCCAAGCCCUAAAAUCCAUCACGCUUACGAUGCCGACAGGAACGUGCCCCCCCUCGGCGCUGGCUCAGCUGGUGGUUCCCGCUCAGCGAAGCGCGCUCGCCAGCGAGAUCGAUGCCGGGCACACCCCCUCCUGGUACCUUGCGCUCCCCAGUGACGUCAAGAGCUACAUGGCCGAGGUGAAGAAGGAAAUGGCCGACGGGGCAUUGACAGCGACGACGGGCAAGUACGCCCCUGCGAAGGCUACGGCCGAGAGCACGAAGGACGGUGGCGCAUCGUCCACAACAUCAUCAGGAAUGGCCGCGGCAAGAGCGCAGCCGACGGGCGGGUUGGUGCUGGGCGGAAUGGGGGCCUUGGGGGUGCUCGGGGUAGCAUUGGCGCUGUGA
Aspergillus bombycis is the source of this 507-nucleotide messenger RNA. RefSeq lists its product as uncharacterized. The coding region runs from base 1 to 507 and encodes 168 amino acids. Lineage: Eukaryota; Fungi; Ascomycota; Eurotiomycetes; Eurotiales; Aspergillaceae. The record is from RefSeq and is a predicted model, not a curated record. The transcript is spliced from 3 exons.